Messenger RNA from Myotis lucifugus (little brown bat), 2349 nucleotides. It is a transcript of the gene THAP12, whose product is annotated as THAP domain containing 12. The record is from RefSeq and is a predicted model, not a curated record. The coding region runs from base 2026 to 2349 and encodes 107 amino acids. NCBI's taxonomy places the organism in Eukaryota, Metazoa, Chordata, Mammalia, Chiroptera, Vespertilionidae. The transcript has 5 exons.
GUGCUCUAUUGCCUUUAAGAGCUCUUUGUCUAUUACAAGGUAAAGAAGGUAGUCUCCUGUGUUGUCUUUUAGAAGCUUUAUUGUUUUACCUUUCAUAUUUAUGUCUGUAAUUCAUUUGGAAUAUAUUUUUGUACAUAUGGUGUAAAAAUAGGGGUCAAGGUUCUUUUUUUUACAUGGAUAUCCAACUGACUCAAUACUAUUAAGAAGUUGUCUUUAUUGCUGUGCAUAGGUACCUUUGUCUUAAGUAUCCAUAACUCUCCAUUUUCUGUUUUAUCCUAUGCCAUUAACACACUGUCUUAAUAAGCUUUAUAAUGAGUUUUAAUAUCUGGUAGUGGAUUUUUUUUUUAGCUUUCUUUUUUCAUGGUUGUUUUGACUAUUCGUGGUCCUUUGAAUUUCUGUGUAAAAAGCUUUAGCGUCAUCUUGUCAUUUAUCUCUCAAAAACACACACAAAUGCACAAAAGAACUUGUUGGGAUUGUGAUUGUAAUUAAAUCAGUCAACUAGUUUGGGGAGAAUUGAUAUUUUUAGAAUUCAGUGAACUUGUAUAUCCCAUUUAUUUAUUUAAAAAUUUGUUUUCUAUUAGAGGUCUUUCACUAGAUUUACCUCUAGGUAUUUGAUAUGGAAGACAUAAGUGUACUGAAUUUGAGUGCUCUUGGUAUCAGAAAGAUGUCUCAACUUAGUUCAGAGAUAAUACGUACAGCAGGGUUCUAUGUGGAAGGUCUUCAGAGAUAUAAGAAUUUAAAAACAAACUUAACUGUGUGAAUAUGGCAACUUAUAGUGAAACAGUUUUUAUACCAAAUACUGUUGCAACGUGAAAUGCUUAUAAUCAUAUUGCACAAUUAUGUAGAUAUAUGAUUAAAAUACAGACAUCUUAGGCAUCAUUACUGUAAGAAAUGCUUCUUGGCUGAAUGAAAUGCUGUACAAUUUAGAUAUGUAUGGUUUUAGUUUAGGUUAGAUAACCAACAUUUCACCAUGGUUUUAAUGUUAUAUAUCGAGAAAGAGGGAAUUAGUGUUAGAAAGUGUGUGGAGGGGUAAAUUGUGAUGUUGAGUCAUAAGAAAAUAUACUGUGAUAUGAUUAUAAAUAUGUUUCCAAAUUUGUGGCACUAUUCAUGGCAGAAUUUUAUGCCUAGAAAUUUGAGGAAUGAGAGAAAGAUCUAGUUGUUACCUUUAGCCAAUUAACAUUUCUGUGCCUUCAUUUCUUCUUCUGCACAAAAGGGAUAAUAAUCAUUUGGAUAGGAGUUAGAACAGUGUCUGGCUUAUAAUUAGUGUUUAUUAUUUGUUUUUCUGCAGAUAUGUAAGCACCAAGAAGGAAUGGACCUUGUCUUGUUCACUAUAUUCAACACCUUCUGUGUACUAGAUUGUCUAGACACAAUCCCUGCAUUCAUGGAGCUUAAAAUCUAGUCUGUGCAUAUCAUUGUAAAUUCUAAAUCAUGUUAGUAGUAAGACUGUCAUGCUUCCAUAAGAAACUGUAGUUAUUUAUAAAACAUUUACUUAUUAAUUUUCUACAAUGGCAGUGUUGCUUUAUAUGCUUGUUUAAGUUGAAAUUCUGAGGGGAAUAUUAGGCUGUUCAUCUCAUGGUGUGCAACUUUUUAUUUGUAGUGCUGGUGUGAUUGAGUCCUCUGAUGCUUGGAGUCCUGGGAUUUGAAAGACUCGCAUUUAAGUUCAUUUUUGCUGCUGAUCUUGUACAUGACUCUGAGCAAGUUACUUCUUAAUCAUGUCUGUAAUUAAAUGCACUAAAUGAUAUCUAAGGUUUCUUCCAGCUCUCAUUUUGUUAUUAAUCAGCUUCACUAAAUUAUGUUAUAUUCUGUGGGUAGAGGGGAGCAGGAAUCCAUGGUUCAUAAUAUUAUUUGCCUUGAAACUAAAUGCUGAAAUUUAAAUGUUGAGCUCAUAUUCCAUAAUUGUAUUUUGGUUUUAUUUAUAGAUGCCAGAAGUGGGUGGAAAAUUGUAGGAGAGCAGACUUAGAAGAUAAAACACCUGAUCAACUAAAUAAACAUUAUCGAUUAUGUGCCAAACACUUUGAGACCUCUAUGAUCUGUAGAACUAGUCCUUAUAGGACAGUUCUUCGAGAUAAUGCAAUACCAACAAUAUUUGAUCUUACCAGUCAUUUGAACAAUCCACAUAGUAGACACAGAAAACGAAUAAAAGAAUUGAGUGAAGAUGAAAUCAGGACACUGAAACAGAAAAAAAAUGAGGAGACAUGGAUUCAGGCAAAGAAAAAGGGAAGGAUAUUCUUUGCAGAGUUGACGAAACUUCUGAACAGGAACAAAAACAUAAAGAGAUCAACAACACCAAUGCUCAGAACUCCAAUACAGAAGGGGGUGAAGAACAGGAUGAAGACAUUUUACCUUUAA